CACACAUCUUAUAUGGGCGCGUGAGAUAGUCAUUUAACUGAGGCGGUACUGAGAUUCGUUUAGAGGCUACCGUAAACAACCAAUUCUCCUCUCAUACUCAUAGCGUGAGUAAUCUGUUGGAACAUUAGAGAAAAACCAAUCCGAUCCAAUCAAUCGAAAUUCAUAUCAUUUUCUAUUACUCUUCCCAUUCAAUUCCUCAAAAUUCAUCUCCCUCCUAAAUUCAACUUUUGUAUAAACCCUAGCGUCUCAUACAAUGAACCCCUACGACAAUCGUUACUCGGAUUCCACUUCUUUUCGCGGCCGCCGCAGUGAUCUCGUUGGACCUAUGCCGCCGCCUAAUUUCGGCCGCGGCGGUCCUGCUCCUUACGGUGCUUCUUAUGCAUCCCAUGCUCCCACCGGUUUCGGAUCCGCGCCCGUUACCCCGAUUCCUCACUUUUUACCUCCUCCCGGUGGAUUUAGUGUUGGUCGUGGCGGUGGUUUUGGUCCUAGAUUGGGAAACGGUCAUGCCUCUGAUAGAAAAUAUGACUCUGGUCGUUAUGGUAGUAGUGGUGGUGGUGGCGGUGGAAGAGGUCGUGGUGGUUUUGGCGGCGGUGGUGGUGGUAGAGGUGGAAGUCACGGUUUUAGAGGCUCUGGUGGUGGUAGAGGAGGAAGUGGAGGGAGAGGUGGUGGGUUUGGAGGUAGACAUGGGUCUUCUAAAGAUGACUUGAAUAAUAUUACUCUUCCGAAGCAAGAUUUUAGGAAUUUGGUCCCUUUUCAGAAGAAUUUUUAUGUUGAAAGCCCUGUGAUAACAGCUAUGUCUGAUCAGCAAGUUAUGCAUUAUCGUGCUAGUAGGGAUAUUACUGUUGAAGGGCAUGAUGUGCCAAAACCAAUUCGGUCUUUUCACGAGGCUAAUUUUCCUGAUCAUUGCCUUGAGGUUAUUGCCAAGUUGGGUUUUGUUGAACCUACUCCAAUUCAGGCUCAGGGUUGGCCCAUGGCUCUUACGGGUAGAGAUUUAGUUGGCAUUGCUGAGACUGGCUCGGGUAAAACUCUGUCGUAUUUACUUCCGGCUAUAGUUCAUGUCAGUGCACAACCUCGACUGGUACAAGGGGAGGGUCCUGUUGUCCUGGUUUUAGCACCAACUAGAGAGUUAGCUGUUCAAAUUCAACAGGAAGCUAUGAAAUUUGGAUCACGGUCAAAUAUUAGAUGUACAUGCAUAUACGGUGGUGCUCCAAAGGGCCCUCAAAUUCGUGAUCUUAGAAUAGGUGUUGAGAUUGUUAUUGCUACACCUGGUCGUCUAAUAGAUAUGUUAGAAGCUCGGCACACAAACCUCCAGAGAGUGACAUACCUUGUCUUGGAUGAAGCUGAUAGGAUGUUGGAUAUGGGUUUUGAACCUCAGAUUCGGAAGAUUGUAAACCAGAUUCGACCAGAUAGGCAGACAUUAUACUGGAGUGCAACAUGGCCAAAGGAGGUUGAAGCUCUGGCAAGACAGUUUCUGCACAACCCAUAUAAGGUAGUUAUUGGGUCACCAUAUUUAAAAGCAAACCAAUCUAUAAAUCAAGUUGUUGAAGUUGUCACUGACAUGGAGAAAUAUAACAGACUGAUCAAGCUGCUGAAAGAAGUGAUGGACGGGAGCCGAAUUCUAAUAUUUACGGAAACAAAAAAGGGAUGUGACCAAGUUACAAAACAGUUGAGAAUGGAUGGAUGGCCAGCAUUAUCUAUCCAUGGUGAUAAAAACCAGUCUGAAAGGGACUGGGUUUUGGCUGAAUUUAAGAGUGGCAGAAGUCCAAUAAUGACUGCCACCGAUGUUGCUGCACGGGGUCUUGAUGUGAAGGACAUAAAGUGCGUGGUCAAUUAUGAUUUUCCAUCAAGCCUCGAAGACUAUGUCCACAGAAUUGGUCGAACUGGUCGUGCAGGAGCUAAAGGAACUGCAUACAGUUUUUUUACCCGUGGCAAUGCCAAGUAUGCUAGGGAGUUGAUAAAGAUCUUACAAGAUGCUGGUCAGGUUAUUAGUCCUGCAUUGUCUGAAUUGACCCGGUCUGCUGGUUUUGGUCAACAUGCAUCAAGAGGAGGUUUUCGCUCUAGAGGACGUGGAGGAGGCUAUGGCAACCGGGGUUCAACAUCAGGAUCCAAUGCCAUUCCUGUUGGCGGGAAGAGGCCGUGGCAGUAUGUGUAAUUGGUGCUAAGUUAGUUAAUUUCCGAAGUUUUGGUUUUUUUAAAGUAGUCACGGGAUACAUGUUUAUUUUUUAACUACAUAUACUGCACGUAUUAGCCAGCAUUACAUUUGAAAAAACACAUUAGUUGUUAGGUUAUAGGAAGAAAAAGAACUAAUCUUCUAGUGACUGAAGUCAACGAGUAAUGUGCUGUAAAUGAUUAGUUGGAGUGACCCUCAAGGCAUCUGCUAAUUUGUGAAUUGUUGUUAGCUACUGUGCCACCAUUCAAAUGUUCUGAUAUUUAACUGA
Lathyrus oleraceus (garden pea) is the source of this 2438-nucleotide messenger RNA. RefSeq names its product DEAD-box ATP-dependent RNA helicase 20. The record is from RefSeq and is a predicted model, not a curated record. Bases 254 to 2152 code for a protein of 632 amino acids. The transcript has 10 exons. Gene Ontology annotation, molecular function: nucleic acid binding; RNA helicase activity; ATP binding. Lineage: Eukaryota; Viridiplantae; Streptophyta; Magnoliopsida; Fabales; Fabaceae.